Molecule: messenger RNA, 343 nt
Organism: Ostrinia furnacalis (Asian corn borer)
Lineage: Eukaryota; Metazoa; Arthropoda; Insecta; Lepidoptera; Crambidae
Exons: 1
Coding region: 15-293 (92 amino acids)
Biological process (GO): mitochondrial electron transport, cytochrome c to oxygen
Cellular component (GO): respiratory chain complex IV
Source: RefSeq, a predicted model, not a curated record
UCGCAAACUUAAAAAUGUCCAAUAUUUUCCGCAACUUGAAGCGUCCUUUGCUGCCCACUCGACCAAUAACCACCACCCAAGUGCUGAACAUUCCCAGGAGUUUGGUCAAAUUGCGAAAAAUCCAAGCCGAUUUCCAAUGUGAGGAUGGAAGACCUAUUUGGUUGAAGGCAGGGUUCCGUGACAGGGUUUUGUAUACUUCUACCAUCGUUGGCUGCUGGGUCGGCGUGUUCAUGGUCCUCGCCACCAUCUAUGAGAACGCUAAACCGCCCUCGUGGAAGACCAACAUAUGCUAAAAGGGAAAUGUAUUAGAAUAAUGUUAAUGAUGUGGGUUAAUUUUGUAAUU